Molecule: messenger RNA, 879 nt
Organism: Penicillium alfredii
Lineage: Eukaryota; Fungi; Ascomycota; Eurotiomycetes; Eurotiales; Aspergillaceae
Product: 60S ribosomal uL30 domain-containing protein
Exons: 3
Coding region: 1-879 (292 amino acids)
Biological process (GO): maturation of LSU-rRNA from tricistronic rRNA transcript (SSU-rRNA, 5.8S rRNA, LSU-rRNA)
Cellular component (GO): cytosolic large ribosomal subunit
Molecular function (GO): structural constituent of ribosome; RNA binding
Source: RefSeq, a predicted model, not a curated record
AUGCGGACGGACUAUACUAACCUCAACAGCACCGUUCCCACCAAGGACCAGGUCCUCGUCCCCGAGACCCUCCUCAAGAAGCGCAAGAGCCAGGAGCAGGCUCGCGCUGAGCGCCGUGCCGAGGCCGAGCAGAAGAAGAAGGUCGGUUUUUUCCCCUUUCACAUCUCGCGACCCCCUUCCCUCAUCAACCUGAUGACAACAACCAACCACGCGACUAGACCUAAGGUCAAUGCUGUCGCUUCUUUCUUCCAGGCCAACAAGGAGAAGCGCGCUGUCAUCUUCAAGCGUGCCGAGUCCUACGUCAAGGAGUACCGCGACGCAGAGCGUGAGAAGAUCCGUCUCUCCCGCGCUGCCCGCCAGGAGGGCAACUUCUACGUUGAGGAUGAGCCCAAGCUGGUCUUCGUUGUCCGUAUCAAGGGUAUCAACAAGAUCGCUCCCAAGCCCCGCAAGAUCCUCCAGCUGCUCCGUCUGCUGCAGAUCAACAGCGGCACCUUCAUCCGCCUCACCAAGGCCACCCAGGAGAUGCUGACUAUCGUCAACCCCUACAUCGCCUACGGUUACCCCAACCUGAAGAGCGUGCGCGAGCUCCUGUACAAGCGCGGUUACGGCAAGCUCAACAAGCAGCGUGUUCCCCUGACCGACAACCAGCUGAUCGAGGAGCACCUCGGCAAGUACGGCAUUGUCUGCAUGGAGGACCUGAUCCACGAGAUCUACACCGUUGGCCCCAACUUCAAGCAGGCCAACAACUUCCUGUGGCCCUUCAAGCUGUCCAACCCCAACGGUGGCUUCCACUCCCGCAAGUUCAAGCAUUUCGUUGAGGGUGGUGACACCGGUAACCGUGAGGAGAACAUCAAUGGUCUCAUCCGCCAGAUGAACUAG